AUGGAUCCCCAACGAGCAGAACUCAUGCAACAGGCCAUCAGUUUUCUUUCGGACCCUCACACUCGGUCGUCUACACUUGUCCAGCGGAUACAAUUUCUCGAGUCGAGAGGACUCACCGGAGACGAAAUAACACGAGCAAUAACCAUUGCAAAUCAGAGCAUUGUCAACGGUGGUCAAGUCCCGUAUACUGCUGGACCGGCUACCUUGCCUGGCCAAAACCCGGUUCACGUGCCGUGGGACUGGAGGGAUUACUUUAUUGCUGCAGUCGUUUCGGGUUCGGCCUUGUUUGGAGCAUACGCCAUCGCAAAGAAUUACAUGUUCCCUCACCUGAAACCACCCACCGUCUCCGCCUAUGAGGCAGAUAAAGAGGCACUUACCGCCCAGUUCGAAGCUGCUGAACAAAUACUCAAGGAGAUGCAAGCUGAGACGCAAGCCAUGAAAGCAACUCUUGAAGAGCAGCGUGAAAAGGUGGAUACGGCCGUCCAAGAGGUCACAGAAGCCGUGGAAGAAAUGAGAAAGGGUGAGACAGAGGUCCGAGAUGAGAUGAGGGAAAUCCGUGCAGAAGUCAACAAUAUGCAAGAGAUGCUCCCAAAGAUGCUUGAACGCGUAAAGGAUCAAGAAAGACUGUCGUACGGAGAGCUACAGCAAGAACUCAAGUCACUCAAAGCGCUCUUACUCUCAAGCAGAGAUGCCAACACUUCUGCCGCGACCACGUCAAUCUUUUCCCAGAUCGGCAAGAAGCCAAGCAUCCCAGCCUGGCAACUUGCUCAAUCUUCGAGCGCCUCAUCUACUCCUGUUCCGACACCGCCCUCGGGUUUGACGACCACUGCAACAUCCGAUGAACAGGUGACGAGCUCCUGA
Molecule: messenger RNA, 861 nt
Organism: Serendipita indica DSM 11827
Lineage: Eukaryota; Fungi; Basidiomycota; Agaricomycetes; Sebacinales; Serendipitaceae
Source: the annotation of a GenBank genome assembly